AGCAAGUGGUUUUUCUUGAACAAUAAUUAUACUCUUUAAAUAAUUUGAAGGUUGUUGACGGGGCUUCAAAUGCUUCAUCUCAAACCUUAAACAGAUUGAGUAUUGAUAUUUUCUGUAGACCACGUCAGAUUUUUUUUUCCCCAACAAGUUGAAAGCAUGAAACCGUAUACCCAUUCAAUUACUUUACUUGUGGAUCAUAAUUUCCUAUUACUACUAUUUCAUCAUAUGCUUUUCAACAACUGCUUCAUAAUAUGCAGAAGCAUUCUUUCUACCGUUCAUUUGGGCAACAAUCAAGCAAGUGAUGAGAACCAUUUUGAGAAAAUUAUGCUUUGUUUUGUUCAUUCUUUUUGCAAUAAGGAUUGUGGUUGAAGGGCGUCGUCUGAACUCCAUAACUAUUGAUAAUGAAUUGGUUUCAGACGGGGUUGAUGAUGACGAUGAAGUUCAACACAACAAAACUUACUUACUUUCCAAAGGCAUUGAAUCUGAACCCAUUUAUCAGGAGUGCAAGCAGAUGUAUGGGUUCUUGCCAUGUUCAAACAACAUUUUUGGCCACCUGUUUCUGAUUCUGGUUUAUGAGUACUUGUUGUUCCAUGGAGAAUCAUAUCUGGCUGAUGGAGGUCAGCAGAUCUUCAAGAUUCUCGGUCCUGGGAUUUUUGGUGCAAGUGCCUUUCACAUCCUUAGUGCCCUCCCAGAAUCCUUAAUUCUUCUUGUUUCUGGACUUCUCAGCAGCAAGGAGAUUGCUCAAGAGUAUGCUUUUACUGGAGUUGGCUUGUUGGCUGGAUCAUCCAUCUUGCUCUUGACAGUAGUAUGGGGAACCUGUGUUAUUAUUGGGGCCCAACAAUUCAACAGAGAUUUAAAUCUUAGAAACUUUGAUGAUUCUAAUUCAGCAUCUACAAGACUUGAAACAUUUUUGACUGGUCAUGGCAUUACAACAGACUUGGAGACCAGCUACACUGCAAGAAUCAUGAUUUUCUCCGUCAUACCACUCAUAAUAAUGCAAAUCCCUAGUCUGUUUCAAUUCUCUUCUGGGCCAAGAUCUGUGACCUUGAUAAUUGCUCUCAUCAUUACUGCCAUCUUUCUGUUAUUGUACUUCACUUACCAGAUUUUUGAACCCUGGAUACAGAAAAGAAGAUUGGAGUAUGUGAAGCGCAAUCAUUUACUAGUACAAAUAUUACGACAUGUUGAGAAGAGUACCCUGGAGAGGAUUCUCACCAAGCAUGGAUCUCCAAAUGUAAGCGCCAUAAGAAGGCUAUUUAGAGAAAUGGAUCAAGAUGGAGACAGUGUUGUAACACCUUCUGAAGUAAAACAAAUCCUGCUUAAGAGCAAAUCAAAUGAAAGAAGUAUCAAUGAAAUGGAGAUAGAAGACAUGAUGAGAGUUUUUGACUUGAAUGCUGAUGACAAUAGAAUUACUAAGGAUGAAUUUGUGAGCGGCUUUAUAAAAUGGCUUGAACAAACCAAGUUUGCUCUGAAUAAACAGUAUAUGUCAAGGAAAUCACUCAAGGAGUUAUAUCAGGUUUUCGAGCCUUGGAUUGAGAACAAAAGGAGAGAACAAGAAACGAAGAGAUAUGUUAUAUCUGAAAUCUUAUGGCAUAUCCAGAACGAUUUGGUUAUCAACCUUCUCACUGAAGAUGGCAAGCCCGAUGAACUUGCUAUAAGAGGGUUAUUCGACAAGAUCGAUAGCAAUAAAGAUAACUGCAUUUCCGGGUCUGAGUUAAGAAAACUACUCACAGAUAUCAAUGUUGCUAAAUCAUCAAUAGAUGUGGAGGAAGCAGCCAGUAAAUUCAUUGAAGAACUUGACUCUGACAGUGACCAUGUCAUUAGUGAGGAGGAAUUCAUUUCUGGGUUAAAAAAAUGGCUCAGCUCAUCAUCUCCCAGCCCCGCUCUUCUCUCAGACUCUGAGUCUCAAGAAGAUAUGGUGAAAAUGUGGGAAGAGACAAACAUGGUGGUGGAAGAGAACCAAAGCAAAGCAGUGGUUGAUAAAUCGGUAUGGGCAUGGCUAAAGGCAAUAAUGUAUGUAGUGGUGGGGAUUGCUAUUUUAUCUGGUCUGGCAGAGCCCUUGGUAGAAAGUGUACGCAAGUUCUCGGACAGUGCAGGAAUUAAUGCGUUCUUCAUCUCAUUUAUAUUAGUCCCAUUGGCUACAAAUGCUAAAAUAGCAAUUUCUGCAAUCAAAGAAGCAAGCCAUCAGAAGUCUAGGACUACCUCUCUUUCCAUUUCUGAGAUAUAUGGAGGGGUGUUCAUGAACAAUGUGCUAGGGUUCUUUGCAAUUUCUGUUUUGAUAUAUGCUCGAGGAAUUACAUGGGAAUUCUCAGCUGAAGCUUUGGUUGUGGCACUGGUUUGUCUUGUGGCAGGCCUUGCGGCUAGUUUUAACUCAAGUUUUCCUAUAUGGUCUUCCUUCUGCGCCUAUCUAUUGUACCCAUUUUCUCUCGUCCUUGUUUUUAUCCUCAGAGAUGUUCUCACCUAUAUUUAACCACAGUUUGGAGUGGAUUUUUCUUUUACAAGGCAUUUUA
Prosopis cineraria is the source of this 2507-nucleotide messenger RNA. Its product is annotated as sodium/calcium exchanger NCL2-like. Gene Ontology annotation, biological process: calcium ion transmembrane transport; intracellular calcium ion homeostasis. The transcript has 9 exons. The record is from RefSeq and is a predicted model, not a curated record. Gene Ontology annotation, molecular function: calcium ion binding; calcium:proton antiporter activity. Bases 302 to 2467 code for a protein of 721 amino acids. Gene Ontology annotation, cellular component: membrane. Lineage: Eukaryota; Viridiplantae; Streptophyta; Magnoliopsida; Fabales; Fabaceae.